AUGGAGGCUCUCAAACAGACGUUCAAGCGCUGCAAAGCAGAGAACCGGGCCGCUUUAGUCACCUAUGUCACCUCCGGCUACCCCAACCCCGAGGAAACGCCCGAUAUUCUGCUGGGAAUGCAAAAUGGUGGUGCUGAUGUCAUUGAACUUGGCGUACCCUUCACAGACCCAAUCGCGGACGGCCCAACCAUCCAGACGUCGAACACCGUUGCUCUCGCCAAUGGUGUCACCAUCAAGUCCACAUUAGAGAUCGUUCGGGAAGCUCGAUCAAAAGGAUUGACCGCCCCGGUCCUAUUGAUGGGUUACUAUAACCCGCUGCUCAGUUAUGGCGAGGAUGCCCUCUUACGAGAUUGCAAGGAGGCGAACGUAAACGGCUUCAUCGUUUGCGACCUGCCGCCGGAAGAGGCUGUCUCUUUCCGAAAAUUGUGUAGCAGGGGUGGUCUAUCAUAUGUUCCCCUGAUCGCGCCCGCGACGUCCGACACUCGUAUGAAAAUCCUAUGCGCCCUCGCCGAUUCUUUCAUUUACGUCGUAUCACGUAUGGGCGUGACUGGUGCUCUAGGUACCCUCAAUGCGAACCUGCCGAACCUUCUCGAGCGGGUUAAGAAGUACAGUGGCGACAAGCCGGCCGCCGUCGGCUUCGGUGUGUCGACACGCGAACACUUCCAGUCUGUGGCCUCCAUCGCCGACGGUGUAGUUAUUGGUUCGGAGAUUGUCACGACCCUCCGGAAGGCCGAACCCGGUACCGGAGCUAAAGCUGUUGAGGAGUACUGCGCUUACGUGAGCGGGCGGACGGCAGAGGAGACGACGCGGGAAGUAGGCGUCAUGGAGGCUAUUAGCGCAGCCAAGGAACCUAGCGGUGAGGAUGUGACUGUCAACGGAGUCAUUUCUGAGCACGACGAUGCUGCCCUCGUCGCUCAACUUGCGGCCCUCCACGGCAAGAUCCCGGAGCGGUUCGGCGAGUUUGGCGGCCAAUACGUGCCGGAAUCGCUCAUGGACUGCUUGUCCCAGUUGGAGGAUGGCUUCAAUGCCAUUAAGGACGACCCAAAGUUUUGGGAGGAGUAUAGGUCUUACUACCCCUGGAUGGGACGGCCGGGCCAGCUCCACCUGGCUGAGCGCUUGACCGAGUAUGCUGGCGGGGCUAACAUCUGGUUGAAGAGAGAAGACUUGAACCAUACAGGAUCCCACAAGAUCAAUAAUGCUUUGGGACAACUUCUGCUGGCGAAGCGAUUGGGCAAGAAUAAAAUUAUUGCCGAGACCGGUGCCGGCCAACACGGUGUAGCAACCGCUACAGUCUGCGCUAAGUUCGGUAUGGAAUGCACAGUCUUUAUGGGUGCUGAAGAUGUUCGACGUCAGGCGCUCAACGUGUUCCGGAUGCGGUUGCUCGGUGCCAAGGUCAUCGCAGUCGAGGCCGGCAGCAAGACUCUUCGGGAUGCCGUAAAUGAAGCACUUCGGUACUGGGUUGUUCAUCUACACGACACUCACUAUAUUAUUGGGUCUGCUAUUGGCCCCCAUCCCUUCCCUACCAUUGUCAGAACGUUCCAGUCAGUCAUCGGAAACGAGACGAAGGCACAGAUGCAAGAGAAGCGGGGAAAGCUGCCCGAUGCUGUUGUCGCCUGCGUCGGUGGAGGUAGCAAUGCCGUCGGCAUGUUCUACCCCUUUUCUAACGACCCUAGCGUUAAACUACUAGGCGUCGAAGCUGGCGGAGACGGCGUCAAUACCUCACGGCACUCGGCCACGUUAACUGGGGGUACUAAGGGUGUGCUACACGGCGUAAGAACCUAUGUUUUGCAAAACGAAUUCGGACAGAUCUCAGACACGCACUCGAUUUCGGCUGGACUCGAUUAUCCAGGUGUCGGACCCGAAUUAUCGAACUGGAAGGACUCUCAGCGGGCCAAGUUCAUCGCAGCCACCGAUGCCGAGGCCUUCAUCGGUUUUAAACUCAUGAGCCAGCUGGAAGGUAUCAUUCCUGCUCUCGAGUCAGCUCACGGUAUUUAUGGCGCCCUUGAGCUGGCCAAGACAAUGAAGAAGGACGAAGACAUAGUCAUCUGCCUCAGCGGCAGAGGUGACAAGGACGUCCAGAGCGUUGCCGAUGAGUUGCCUAAGCUAGGACCUCAGAUCGGAUGGGAUUUGCGAUUUUAA
Messenger RNA from Annulohypoxylon truncatum, 2139 nucleotides. RefSeq names its product tryptophan synthetase. The transcript is spliced from 4 exons. Gene Ontology annotation, cellular component: cytoplasm. Gene Ontology annotation, molecular function: tryptophan synthase activity. The record is from RefSeq and is a predicted model, not a curated record. The coding region runs from base 1 to 2139 and encodes 712 amino acids. NCBI's taxonomy places the organism in Eukaryota, Fungi, Ascomycota, Sordariomycetes, Xylariales, Hypoxylaceae. Gene Ontology annotation, biological process: L-tryptophan biosynthetic process.